CACCCAUCUAUAAAAAAAGUAAUGAAAUCAAUGAUUGUUUUGAUAAAAAAAUCACAAAAUCAAAUUGUUUCGAUUAAAAAUAAAAACACAAAAAAAAAAACCCAAAAACCUACACGAAGAGCCUCUUCGUCCAUUUUUUGGCAGAAGCCGGACAGAGGUUCGACGAGUUCGGGUUAGUAAGGGACGGGGGCUUUAGGGUCAAACUCUAGUAAUUCUUUCUGAUGUGGAAGAUCGGACUUAGCCCGCAACCACAUAGCAUACUUAGAACGAGACUAGAGCGAAUAGAUCGAGGGAGAAAGAAUUGUAAAUGUGGUGGUGUGAUUUGGAGGGGGAGGGGGGAGGGGGGAAGGGUUCUAUUUAUAGGGAAGGAUGGGAGGGUCUGCGAAAAUUAAUGGGGAGCAUUCACCGCGUCCCUCAAAGGCGGUGAAUGCAUCGCCUUUUCCCAAAACAGUGCCUGACGCGGAUCGAGCGACAUGGCGUGCUGUGAGGCGUCGGAUCUGGGAAGAAAACCACGAUCCGCGACUCAUCGCAUCCAACGGCCACGGUGAGUGGGUCAGCGAUGCAGAUCGCUGACGCAAACAAACACGGGGUAUUCACCGUGUUUGUCUAACGCGGUGAAUACACCGCGUUUGUCCAGGUCAGCGAUUCCCGUCGCUUCAACGUGGCAUACAAAAGCGGUUUAAUAUACACCGUGUUUCACUAAAGCGGUGAUAUGUUCACCGUUUGACUCUAAAACGGUGAUUGACUCGCUCGUUGUUCACCGUGUUAGAGAAGAACGGUGAAUACAUCACCGUUUUUUUUAAACGGUGAAAUGUUCACCGUGUUUGACAAACGCGGUGAUUAUAUUCACUGCCUUUGUCAAAAACGGUGAAUACCAAACAUGUAUAGUAUUGGGAAAAAAUUUAACUAAUGUAUUUUGGAAAUUUUUUUUAAGAACAUGUGUAAAGCGGGAUUUUUUCCUGCUUUCUAUGUCUUCUUUACUCGUAGACACAAAUCAUGUUCCAACACAAUAAUACUUUCUUUUAGUUCUAAGUGAAUAAGCCUCCAAGACCAAUGUGGCCCAACCCAAACCACAAUUCUUCUCUUUCCACAACAUUCCAUUUCCUUUUUAAUACAUCAACAUUUGCUCAUUCAAUCAAUUUCAUCGAGCAUCAUAUAAUGGCAUUGAUUCAAGAUAACAUAAAGCCUAUAUAAGGAAAUUGAACCAAUUAGCUGCAAUUCAAUAAUAACUUUAUGAAACUAAAGGUAGGAUAGUCUAACGGUAAAGCUGCCGCGACAGUGAAGACUUGGGAGUUGCAGAUCUCAGGUUCGAAUCCAAGUGAGACCUGUUGGUGUUUCCGGAGGAACAAGGCUGGUGGGGGCGAAGCCCUCUUGACGUCGAAUUUGAUUGCAGGUGGCCCCCAAGUUUAUUAGGACCCUCUAUCAUAAAGUGGCACGUGGGGCUGAGAUUCCUGGGUAAUAAAAAAAAAAAGAAUAACUUUAGACCAUCUACAAUGUGGGUGGUGGGAAAUAUGGGAAAAGAGGGAAAAGUGGGAAAAUUGGUUGGUUUGGUCACAGUGUGGCGGUGAGAAAAGUGGGUAAUCAGUUUAGUACUUUUUUGUUAAAAUCAAUCUAUAGUUGACUUUGUCACUUUUUUUUCCAUAUAAUGAUCAUUAUUAUUACGUACUUAGUGAUAAUCAAUUAAUACGAACAUUUCGAUAUAAUUUUUUUUUUAAUUUGGAAAUAUUUUUUUCAUCACUAAUUAAGUAUGACAUCAUUAAUUUGGAAAAAUGGCCGUUAAAAAAUAUGGCCGUUAAAAGUGACCGUUGCAAAAUAUGGCUGUUGGUUAAAUUUGUCCGUUGGGGACAAAAACACAACUUUCCAAACAAGCUUUUGCUAAAAUCAGGGGAAAAAAAUAAAAAAAAAGAAAAGAAAGGGUUGUCCUUUCCCAUCCUCCACUUCCCCCCACCAUUUGUCUCAUCUGGUGGGUUUUCCCACCCACUAAACCCACAAAACUCAUUUAAUUCCCUAUUCCCCACAUUGUAGUCACAUUUCCCAUUUUUCCCACAAAACCAACCCACAUUGUGGAUGGUUUUAUGAAUACAAAUAUAGGAGUAGAAUAAGAUAGCAUAAAGAUU
Molecule: messenger RNA, 2117 nt
Organism: Linum trigynum
Lineage: Eukaryota; Viridiplantae; Streptophyta; Magnoliopsida; Malpighiales; Linaceae
Source: the annotation of a GenBank genome assembly